UUGGGCGCUGUGGUUGUCGAAGCUACUGCCACCGAACAGUGACUAUAACGCCAUUGAAUCGCUACCAUGUCAGCGCUAUUGAGGUCAUUGGUCAGACAGACUGCUCUGCUGGUCCUCUGGCUCUGUUUGGCGCGUCAGCUGCGGACUGAGGCGCUGGAGUUGCAGCUGCACGAGCAGCAGUUGCAGCAGCAGCUGGAGCAGCAAUACCUGCUGCAGCAACAACAGUUGCAGCAUCAGCAGCAUCAGCAACAGCUGCACAACUACCAGAGGCGCCACACAACCACAACAACCACGCGACGUCCGCUGAGACGGACGGGCGGGCUGGCGGUGCCGAUGCGUGGCAUAUAUCCGCCCAAGUGCUGGCGGGAAGUGCCCGCUGUCUUCUUUCAGUACGACAAGGACGUGAAAAUUGUGGGCAACAGCACCAUUAAUCCCGGCUUUAAUGUGAUCGAGGUGUGCUGCAAGGGCUGGCAGCGCUACGAGUACGACUGGUCCAGAUGUGUUCCGGACUGUGGCGACAAGUGCCACGAGCACGGAUUCUGCCUGCCCGGAGGUCGCUGCCAGUGCUUCGAUGAGUUCGUGCUCAAUCAUCGCAAUGUGUGUGUCCCCACCUGUCCCCUGGGCUGUCCACACGGCCAGUGCUAUCUCAAUGGCACCUGUGUGUGUCAGCGGGGCUACGAGCUGGAUGGCUCGCGAAAAUUCUGCCAGCCGCAAUGCAAUCAGACCUGUGGCCACAACGAAGUGUGCGACGCGCCGGGCAAGUGCGUUUGUGCCGAGGGCUAUGCCCGCGGCCUGCGUGACUCUACGGCCCUGGGCUGCCAGCCCAUUUGCAUCCCGGACUGCGGCUACGGCCACUGCGUGGGACCCAACCAGUGCGAGUGCUUUCCAGGAUACGAGAAGCGCAUCAACGGCACCUCCUGCCAAAGCGCUUGCUACAUGCGCUGCGAGAACGGCUUCUGCGCCAACAGCACCACCUGCGUGUGCCAGAAUGGUUAUCGCUACGACAUGAACACCACAACGUGUCUGCCAGAUUGCGGGGAGGAUUGUGAGAACGGGGUUUGCAUAUCGCCCGGCAUUUGUCGCUGUUUCAAUGGCUAUGUGCGCAAUGGUCCCAAAUGUGAGGCCGUUUGCGAGCGCGGCUGCGGCUUCUAUGGCAAAUGCAUUGCGCCGAAUCUGUGCGGCUGUGCGCUUCUGCCAGGACGAUUCGAUAGCUACCAGCGAUGCGAGCAGGGCUUCUGCAGCGCUAAGGGACGCUGCCGUUGCAUGGAGGGCAAGACGCGUUUCAUUGACAAGUGCUUGUCGCCGGAUACGGUCACCACAUACGCCUCCAUGAAUCCGCCUCGUGCCAAUAGUUCUCUGAUCCACGAGUUCGAUCUGCUGCUCGGCCGAUAUUUCAUUUUAGGCGGCACCCAGCUGCCCAGCUACUACUGGUGGCAGAAUUGCGCGAUUGUUGGGGUUACGAUUGCCCCAUUAGUAGUGCUGUUGCUUUUGCUGCCGUCCGCCAGCCCCAUCCCGCAGUUCUGGAAGCUCAAUGCGCUCAACGAACGAGCGCUCUUCGAGCUGGAGACCCGCAGUUCGAUGAGCUCCGGCAUUUGCUACAAGGAAGUGAUGUAUGUGUGCAAGAUUUUUCCUCAGCCACAUGAACCUUCUUCUAUUUUACUUUCCAGGGGCAACACAAUGGAUCCGGAACUGCGCCUACGCAUCAUUUCCUAUUGUUGCGAGGGCUAUGUGCGUAAUGCAGACGCGAGUUCCAUGAAAUGUGAGCCUACCUGCUCGGAGGAGUGUUCGAAUGGCAUUUGCACGGCGCCCGAUGUCUGCGAGUGCUACCCGGGCACUGAGAGGCGUGGCGGACGCUCUCGUUUCCCGGGGACGGCUUUAUCUGCUGUUUGCCCAUCAAGCAUACGCAGUGGAACGGCAUUACUUGAGUUUAAUAAUAAUAAGAUUUUAAGUGCCCCUGACAUCAUUUGGAGACGCGCUCGCAGCAUGAGGUCAUCAUUCAAACCGAUCUGGCUGCUGCCUCUGGCUCUGGCUCUGAUGGCCCUCUGCGGCAACACGACUGCCCAGUACAAGACGGCGGGCAUCAAGACUCGCCAGCCGCCUUCGGGCAACCUGCAGUUGCAUGCAGCUGGCAACGCCAGCGAGGAAGGCCAACUCUAUCACGGCUAUGCCAGCUAUACACCCGCUGAGACCUAUCAGGGUGGCAAUCACGAUGGUGCCGCCCUCUAUGGCCACUAUGUGCAGCCCUCGCUCCCACGGGGUACACCAGCGCCCCAGGUGUUUGAUCCCACAGCGGAAUUCAUCAACAAGACCAGAGAGGCCAUGGCCAGUGGUGUGUGCUUCAAAGAAGUUCCGACGGCCUCUCUGGUGCACAGCUCAGCCGACAAAUUUGUGGGGAAUGGCACCAGCCCGGACAUGAGUCGCAUUCAGGUGUGCUGCGAGGGCUACGAGCGGAAUCCGCACGUUUAUCGCCGCUGCGAGCCCAUCUGCGCCGACGACUGCCCCAACGGCAUAUGCACGGCGCCCAACACCUGCGUCUGCAUGCCCGGCCAUGUCCGCAACCACGAGGGCAAGUGCAUCUCCACUUGUCCCCUCGGCUGCGGCAAUGGGGUCUGCGACGAUGAGAACGAGUGCCGCUGCCGGGCGGGCUACAAAUUGGACCCAAGCAGCCGCCAGUACUGCCGCCCCGACUGCCAGCCCGGCUGCGCCCACGGCCAGUGUGUGGCGCCCAAUAAGUGUGCCUGUCUGGAGGGCUAUCGGCUGACCGCCAGCGGCACUUGCGAGCCCAAGUGUGACAAUUGCGAGAAUGGAGGGUGCACGGCGCCGGGUCAUUGUAGCUGCAAUACGGGCUACUUGAAGGUGAGCGGCGUUUGCGAACCCAUUUGCACAAAACCCUGCGAAAACGGACGCUGCAUCGCGCCGGACACUUGUGAGUGUACGUCCGGAUUCGAUUAUGACCAGCGAACGGCCAAGUGUACGCCCCACUGUGACCUGCCCUGCCUGAAUGGCGUUUGUGAGGGCCAGAAUAGAUGCGCCUGCAACGCCGGCUAUAUUCAGGACGAACACCAGCGCAACAUUUGCCAGCCCCACUGUCCCCAAGGCUGCCCCAAUGGCUUCUGCUCGGCGCCCAACUUCUGCAUCUGCAAGCCGGGAUUCAUUAAAAGCGGCAUAAAGGGACGCCAGACCUGCCUCCCCGUGUAGUUUGUAGGCUUUCAACUUUAUUUUAUGCUCGACAUUUCAAAUAAACAAGCGACCAAUGAGCAUUCUGAAUUCAUGAAUAAACUGUUGAUUGUAGUUCAA
Scaptodrosophila lebanonensis is the source of this 3297-nucleotide messenger RNA. RefSeq lists its product as uncharacterized. The transcript is spliced from 8 exons. Lineage: Eukaryota; Metazoa; Arthropoda; Insecta; Diptera; Drosophilidae. The record is from RefSeq and is a predicted model, not a curated record. Bases 67 to 3198 code for a protein of 1043 amino acids.